AUGUCGUGGGCAGGCUUCAAGAAGAAUGUCAAUCGGGCGACGACCCAGGUGAUGAUGAAGACUGCAAAACGCGAAGCAAAGAUGGCUCUCGAACUAGAUAUCGAGUCGCUGCGUGUGGAAUUGGGUCGAGACCGCGUGUUUUCCCUUGAGCUCUACCUUCUCUCUCUCCACCGACCCGAGAACUUCUCCGAGGAGAUCUCCUUGUCCCUCGAGAAGUUGAACGUGAAGCUUCACGAAGAGUUUUACAAGGAGGCCGACGAGAUGCUCGGCAAGGAGUAUCUAGAGUUUGAUGAGGACGGGGACGAGGACGAAGGCUCACAGAAUCACAGACGCUACAGAACCAUGGAGGCCGCUUCGAUGCGCCUGCAGAAGGAGGCGAAGGGCUACUUGGACUCGCUGCGAGCAAUGACCGCUUCUCAGAUGAGAAUCGCAGAGACCAUCGACGCAUUCUACGGUGAUGCAGGUGCCAAGGAUGGCGUUAGUCGGAGCUACAAGCAGGCGGUUGAGGAUCUUGAUGCAGAGACAAUCAAGGCAUUGGAUGGCCCUUACCGUACUACCGUCCUCGAACCAAUCUCUCGCUUCUGCGCCUACUUCCCCGAUGUCAAUGAGUGCAUCAAGAAGCGUAACCACAAGCUCCUCGACUACGAUGCCAUGCGCGCUAAGGUCAAGAAACUCGUUGAGAAGCCCGACAAGGAUGCUACCAAACUCCCACGCGCUGAGAAAGAAGCUGAGAUGGCAAAGGCAACCUAUGAGCAGCUCAAUGAGCAGCUCUUGGACGAACUCCCCCAGCUCAUCGAUCUCCGAGUGCCAUAUCUCGACCCCAGCUUCGAGGCUUUGGUCAAAAUUCAACUCCGCUUCUGUGCUGAGGCUUACUCGAGAAUGGCGCAAGUUCAACAGUACUUGGAUGCCGAUACUCGUGAGCAAUACGCCCAAGGCCAGUUAGAUGGUAAGGUCGAGCAGAUUUUGCAAGAAAUCCGCGAGCUCAGCAUCAGUGGCACGGUUUGA
Amorphotheca resinae ATCC 22711 is the source of this 1005-nucleotide messenger RNA. RefSeq lists its product as hypothetical. Lineage: Eukaryota; Fungi; Ascomycota; Leotiomycetes; Helotiales; Amorphothecaceae. Gene Ontology annotation, molecular function: protein binding; lipid binding. The coding region runs from base 1 to 1005 and encodes 334 amino acids. Gene Ontology annotation, biological process: endocytosis; actin filament organization; plasma membrane tubulation. The transcript is spliced from 6 exons. The record is from RefSeq and is a predicted model, not a curated record. Gene Ontology annotation, cellular component: mating projection tip; actin cortical patch; medial cortex.